UGCCCUUUCAUCAUCCCUCCCAUUUGCCAAACAUCAUCCACCUAGUUUGCUCAAACCCAAACCGCAAAGCAUUGAGGGAUGAAAGAGAGUGUUGCUGUGUUAAAUUAAACUCCAAAAAGCUCCUUUGGACAAAAGGGAUAACAACUCACUGAUGAGGGCGGCUGUGUAGAGAAAGCCAAAAGGACACGCGUGUGUUCGCAACCGGGUUUCAUCGCAUUUUUCAGACCCACUGCAAAAGGUGUGAAAUGGGGAUGCAUUGAACUAAUGACAUUUUCACCCCUUUCGACACUUUUAUUUUGAACGUUGAACUGCUUAAGCGAAAAGGAAAACUGUCGCCCAGUUUUCUGUUUCCGGUCAGGUUGACUGUUGCCGCGUCCGAAUCGCUAGGCGGUUUUUGUUUCGUCUUUCGAGUUUUGUGGGGGGGAACUCUGUCAACAAAACCUGCAUUGGCAUUUUCGUGCAGGAUAGGACCGGGAUCCGAUACGAAGGGUGCCUCUCCCGAUCGUCCUUUUCCCUCUUUCGCUCUCUUCCCAGUGUGUGUGCGUUGGUUUGCCCAUUCCUUUGUGUCAUUUGACAUUCCCCACAACGCCACUUGUUUUACGUCCUCAAGAUUUUCCUCAUGACGGAAGCAAGUCCGACGCAAGCUGAUCCACCUUCAGCGGCAGAUAUAGACUCCUCCUUUGCCUCUCUUUCGAUUACGAACGGUGAGAGAGACCCAAGUUUGGCACCUCCCGCGAAUGGAUCUCUGCGUCGCAAAAGUGCGGAAGAACGGUCGAGUCUGAAUGGAAUUGCAAAUGGCGAUGGCCAGGGGAGAAGGGCGAGUGCACCGACUGCAGAAGGAAGACGGUCUUCGAAUGGAUCGGUCCAAGGCGCAUAUGCUACGUUGCAUUCUCAAGAGCAGAUGAAUGGGUAUGCUGUUCACGGUCAUGACACAGUGGAUGCAAGAUAUAUACACCCUCCUCCACCUAGCCCUUACCCACGACCCAUGGCAUUCGACUACCGCGGAUAUCCGCCACCGGGACCGUAUGGCCAUGGGCACCCUCCCGCUCCAACGAUGGGACAUUACGGUCCACCAAUGUAUCCCACCUUUAGCCGUCCAUACCCUCUACCCCAGCGCUACGGGCCUGGCGGACCUCCUCCCCCCCACCAUCAAUAUUACCCGCGACCAAUACGUGCGCCGUUGAAUCCAUAUGGCCGGCCUCCACUCAUACCUCCAGCGAAUGGGUUCGUAGUCAAUGGGUAUCAUCCUAUGCCAAAUGGAUAUGCACCGUUCCCACCUCCUCCUCCAGAAGAGGAUAAUGGGAGCAGUCGAGGGAGUGUUCAAGAAGGGAGUGAAGGAAGUGGUGAACCGCGUUGGGAGGGGGAGAGGAGAGCGAGUGAAACGGAAUCUGUCGGGGGAGCGAGUCGAAAAUCCAGUGAAACCGGCUCAGGCAUAGAAGACCCAUCCGUAAACGAUGCUCCUAGAAAUUCCAUCAAUGGAAUGGCUACCCCUGGUCCCGACACAUCUACUCAAAGUAUCCCGCCUCCUCCACCGGGUGCUAUGCCCAUGAUGGUAGCACCGGGAAUGGGACAUGGUGGAGUCAUUCCCAUGUUUGCUCCUGGGCCAUAUCCUGUCCACCAGUCAUUUACACCCCCAAUGCGUCCACGGUCGGACCCAGAUAAUAUGUCCUUCCGAUCUAUGACGAGUGUCAAUACAACACAAACGACUCCGUCAGUGCGAAGUGCGAUUUUGUCGCAAGGCGAGUCGUUGGAAGUGUACAGGCAGACUGCUAAACGAAGCAAUGAUCCACAAGUGCAGCUGGACUUUGCAAAACAUUUGAUCGCCACCGGAGAAGGUAUAGACUUGGAUCAGGGGGAUCCAAAAAAACAAAAGAAAACCCAAGAAGCUCUGUUUCAGGAAGCAUUAAAGUGGAUUAAAAAGUUGGCAACCAACGGUGGGAUAGGGAAAUCUGCUUUUCCGGACGCACAAUUCUUCCUCGCGGAAUGUUAUGGAAAUGGGUCUCUCCAUCUCCCAGUUGACCACGAUCGCGCGUUCAGUCUCUACGUCCAAGCCUCGAAACAAGCACACCCAGCCGCCACAUACCGCACCGCCGUCUGCUACGAAGUUGGAGCCGGUACGAAACGCGAUUCCGGCCGUGCCAUGCAAUUCUAUCGGAAAGCGGCUGCACUGGGGGAUACUGCUGCCAUGUACAAGCUGGGUAUGAUUUUAAUGAACGGGCUUUUGGGACAGGGCCGAAAUCCGCGGGAAGGUGUGACUUGGUUGAAAAGGGCUGCUGCCCAGGCUGAUGAGUCGACGCCGCAUGCGCUGCAUGAGCUGGCGCUAUUGUACGAAGGGAGUGGAACGGAGAGUGCAGGGAGUGUUGUUAUUCCUGACCCAGCUCACGCCCACGAACUCUACCUCCGCGCUGCCCAACUUGGCUAUGCCCCCUCCCAGCACAAACUCGGUUACUGUUACGAAUACGGCCUUCUUAACCUUCCCGUCGACCCUCGCCGUAGUAUUGCCUGGUACACCCGCGCCGCCGAACAGCAGGAACCUGAAGCAGAACUUUCCCUCUCGGGAUGGUAUCUUACAGGAGCAGAAGGUGUUCUUCGACAAUCUGACACUGAAGCGUACCUCUGGGCACGUAAAGCCGCCGACAAGGGCCUGGCAAAAGCGGAAUAUGCUGUAGGUUAUUAUUCAGAACAUGGUGUGGGUGUUCGACCGGAUUUGGAAGAAGCGAGACGGUGGUACCUCCGUGCGGCUGCCCAAGGACAUAAACGAUCGAUACAAAAAGUCAAAGAGUUGAAGGGUGUUCUGUAUGGGGGUGCGGGAACUAGGGCUGGUAGUGAACGGGCGGGUGAGUGGAGAAAGAAGGGUGAGGCAAAGGAUGGGGACUGUGUGGUCAUGUAGUCUGUGUGUGUGUGUGUGUGGAUGGAGCAUGGUAACUUUAUGUGUAUAGUCUCAUAGGAAGGAAAUGAUGUGCAAUGAUAGGUCAUCUCAUCAUUUUUUCGUUCCUGCUCUCCCCCAGUACUUUACAAUCUGUGGAAGCAGGAACGUUUGACGUUUGAUCUUUAUGUGAAUACAAUCAACUGCAAUACUUCAUUAUUAUCUGUUAUUGAUGGC
This is a messenger RNA of Spizellomyces punctatus DAOM BR117, 3103 nucleotides long. RefSeq lists its product as uncharacterized. Gene Ontology annotation, molecular function: protein binding. The record is from RefSeq and is a predicted model, not a curated record. The coding region runs from base 620 to 2890 and encodes 756 amino acids. NCBI's taxonomy places the organism in Eukaryota, Fungi, Chytridiomycota, Chytridiomycetes, Spizellomycetales, Spizellomycetaceae. The transcript has 5 exons.